This is a messenger RNA of Dermacentor silvarum, 1200 nucleotides long. RefSeq names its product pyrokinin-1 receptor. The transcript has 4 exons. Gene Ontology annotation, cellular component: plasma membrane. Gene Ontology annotation, molecular function: G protein-coupled receptor activity. Bases 139 to 1200 code for a protein of 353 amino acids. Gene Ontology annotation, biological process: G protein-coupled receptor signaling pathway. The record is from RefSeq and is a predicted model, not a curated record. Lineage: Eukaryota; Metazoa; Arthropoda; Arachnida; Ixodida; Ixodidae.
CCUCGGAGAUCUUCGUCGAGUCAUCGACGUUGCCCGGCGUGAGGCGAAGCAUGUCCUCGAGACGCCAGCGCGUCACUCCCGUGUCCUGUCCGCCCGUCGGUGGCAAUUCAGGUGCUGGAUGUUCUAAACGCCGCCUACAUGCCGGCCGUCAUCUACCUCGGGCUCGUCGGAAACCUCCUCUCCUUGAUCAUCUUCCUCUUCACCAAUCUCCGGAGUCGCACGUCCAGUCUGUACAUGGGGGCCCUGGCCGUGUCCGACUCGGGCUUUCUCAUCGUACUUUCCUUCGCCUGGCUCAAUGAACGUGGCAUCCACGUGUACCCGCAUGGGCUCUGUGUCGCCACCGUGUUCUUCACGUCAGCCUUCGCGUGCUGGUCAGUGUGGCUGACGGUGAGCUUCACGGCCGAGCGGUUCGUGGCCGUGCGCUACCCUCUCUGGAAGUUGCAGACCAGUUCACCCAGCAGGCGGCCACACCUGGUCAUCGGCGCGACUGCACUACUCAGCCUCGUGCUCAACGCUCCCUUGUUGGUGUUCGUGCAAGUCGGCCAGGGAGAGCUCGGCGAUUGUAGUCUUCAUCCCGAAUACGAGAGUGCACUCUACUACUUGAACAUUCUGGACACGGUGCUUACCUUCAUCGUACCUUUCCUGCUGAUUACGAUCAUGAAUUCCAUGAUCGCCCGCGCCAUCUACCUAUUCUACGCUCGCUACAAGCAGCAGCGGUGCAUGUCCGAAUGCCAGAUGGACUGCAAGGACUUCACCGCUUCUACCGCCAGCAGACGCAACGGCGACUCGGUGGUCACCAAGGACGGCGCGAUCACAGCGACCAGCGGCGGGGGAAUCGCUCACGCGACUCAGAUCAGCGUCACCCGCAUGCUCCUGCUCGUCUCCACUGUCUUCAUGCUGCUCAACCUUCCGAGCUACGUGAUGAGGAUUUACGUGUUCCUGCUGUCACUGGGACACUCGGAGCUCCCUGACCCCGAGCACAACAGUCUGCCUUACGUGCUGCAGCGCUAUUUCAUGCUCCUCUACUACACCAACUUCGCCAUCAACUUCGUCCUCUACAAUGCCAGCUCUCGAAUGUUCCGCGUCACACUGUGCGAAUACAUGCAGGGUCGAUGGAUGGCACUGCGCGAGUCCAUGGCAGGCAUUCGAUCGAGCAUCGGCCGGUCAUCUACGAGUCAGAACGAAGACAUCAUCAUUUGA